This is a messenger RNA of Rhagoletis pomonella (apple maggot), 1309 nucleotides long. RefSeq names its product phospholipid scramblase 2. The record is from RefSeq and is a predicted model, not a curated record. Gene Ontology annotation, molecular function: phospholipid scramblase activity. Gene Ontology annotation, biological process: plasma membrane phospholipid scrambling. The transcript is spliced from 6 exons. Lineage: Eukaryota; Metazoa; Arthropoda; Insecta; Diptera; Tephritidae. Gene Ontology annotation, cellular component: plasma membrane. The coding region runs from base 177 to 1013 and encodes 278 amino acids.
UGGAAAUUCGUAUGCACAGCAAUUAAAUUCAUCAGUUUAAAAAUCAGUUUGUGGUUAGUUCGUUAUAAAAGAACAAGUGCUUCGGUUUUCGGAAAGCCAACCUGCAGAAAAAGUGUAUUUUUUAAAAUAAGUGAAUUUUAAGAAAAAACUGAAUAAGACGACAGUAAAAAUCAAGAAUGUUGCAAAACGAUGCUGUUCGAAAUUUACAAUACGAUAGCGAAAUUCGUGUCGCUCAACAAAAUAAUGCGGAACCUAGAGUUUAUGAUGGACCUAUCAGCAUUACCUCACAGCCAACCUCUCCCGAACGCAUACCAUUACCCCUACCCGUAUCCACAGUGGGUACCAAUAUUUCCACGCAGCGUAGUUUCAGCAUACCAAUGACCGGUUAUGAUUUUCUAACGGAGUUACCAUCAUUGCAUAUUGAGCAAACAUUUGAAUUGAAUGCGGCUUUGACCUCUGUCUCCUCUGAGAAUCGCUAUGUGGUACGCUCACCCUUGGGAGAUGCAGUUUAUGCCGCCUCCGAGAGCUCAACAUCCAAUAAUCGUUUACUCUGGGGCGCUGCACGGCCAUUUCAAAUGCAUUUGCUGGAUAAAACGCACCAGGAGGCCAUGCUAUUUCGUAAACAAUUUGCGCUGGGUUCAUUAUGCUGUCAUCCCAAGAAUUUGGAAGUCUGGAUACCACCGGGUAAUCUACUGGGACGCAUAGUGCAUUCCCCGACAGUUCUGAAGCCAGUCUACUACAUACAAGAUGGCGUUACCGGUGAGCCGAUUUUCUGCAUAGAGGGUCCAGAGAACUCGGGUUUUUGCUGCUUCUGUUUGCCGAAGGAAUCGUUCUUUAGGAUUCACUCGGGCGGCGACUUGCGUGCGUCUAUUGAUCAUAAGUGGGUAGCCAAUAAAUCGCAGUAUACCACGAAUAUAUAUUUCAGUGAUGCCAAACUGUUGGCCAAGGAGCGGGCUCUUAUUUUGGGUGCCGCGUUUUUGUUGGAAUAUAUGUACUUCCAAACCAGAAUGUGAGCCAACCAACUUCCACUAAGGAAUAAUGACACCAAAAAACAAUAACAAACAGCUCACAGUUACCCAGGCAGUAGCGCAUACGGUGCCGGGUCCAACCAAAGCCGGCAAAAAACAGCCUCAACACGAGUCUUUUUUACCUUUUGUAAUUGAAAUAUUUCUUUUAACUACAAAGUUUAUAAAUGAAAAUCAUUAUUUACGACAUUUUUGCAGAUUUCAUUUUUAUUCACUUCCAUCGGUCAUGUGGUUUAUAUGUUUAUAUGUUUAUAUUUAUAUUUAUGUAUGUAUGUAUUGGUAUA